Molecule: messenger RNA, 420 nt
Organism: Nelumbo nucifera (sacred lotus)
Lineage: Eukaryota; Viridiplantae; Streptophyta; Magnoliopsida; Proteales; Nelumbonaceae
Source: RefSeq, a predicted model, not a curated record
AUGGUGAAACUAAACGAAGAGUGCUCAGCAAUUCAUCAAAAUAAAUUGCCCCCAAAGCCCAAGGACCCAGGGAGUUUUUCUAUUCCUUGCACCAUAGGAGAUAUUGAGUUUGAGAAAGCUUUAUGCGAUUUAGGUGCCAGUAUAAAUCUAAUGCCAUAUUCUAUUUUUGAAAAACAUGGAUUGCAGGAACUAACACCUACUACUAUUACCCUGCAAUUAGCUGAUAGAAGCAUUAAAUAUCCUAGGGGAAUAGUAGAAGAUGUUUUAGUCAGAGUGGGCAAUUUUAUUAUUCCUACUGACUUCAUUGUGUUGGAUAUGGAGGAAGAUAGGACAAUGCCUUUGAUUUUAGGGAGACCUUUUCUUGCUACUGGUAAUGCUUUAAUUGAUGUGCAAAAGGUCUUGGAUGAGGAAGUUAAGGAG